Messenger RNA from Diversispora eburnea, 2652 nucleotides. Lineage: Eukaryota; Fungi; Glomeromycota; Glomeromycetes; Diversisporales; Diversisporaceae. The record is from the annotation of a GenBank genome assembly.
AUGGAACAUCAAGUACCUUCUUCUGUUGCCCAAAUUGAACAAGUAAUAGCCCAACUUUAUGGUGGUGGUAGUGGUUUAGAUCCACAAUAUCAAAAGUCGGCCCAAGAAUUCAUUCAUAAUUUUCAAAAACAGACUUACGCGUGGGAUUUGGCUCCUCAACUAUUGGCUUCGCAGUCUAUUAAUAGCCAAUUCAUUGGUGCUCAUACCUUUCAAGUAAAAAUCUCACGAGAUUGGAAUACCUUAUCCUUGGAGAAAAAGCAAUGGUUACGUAGAGAACUUCUCGAAUGGAUUGUAAGAUUAUCUAAUGGUGCUAAUUUAGUUUUAACAAAGUUAUGCCUGGCACUUACUGCUUAUGCUAUACAAGCGGUACCAGAUAUAUGGACAAAUUUUAUACCGGAAGUUUUCGAAAUGUUACAUAAUGGAGCCAUUGCUGUUUCUACUCAAAAUCCAGGACAAUCAUUAUUUAUUGAAUUACCUCUUCUGGAAUUUCUAACUGUUGUUCCUGAAGAAGUCAUAAGAGGAAAUAUGGUUGGAGAUAAAAAAGCCAAGGUGAACCAAGAACUCCUUGAUUCUAUUCCAAGAGUUUUGUCAACUUUAAAAACCAUAUUAUCAAAUUAUCAAGCUCAACAACAACGAGAUAUUCUUAUAAAAAAAAAAGGACUAAAAUGUUUACAAAGUUGGAUCAUAUAUGGUGUUCCGUUUGAAUCUCUAUAUCCUCUAAUAGAUGAUGUUAUAAAUCUUUUUCCAUUCGAAUCAACUUAUGAUGAGGCGACUGAAGUACUUAUGGAAUUAUUAUCAUUACCUCGUAUCGCUAAAUAUCAAGAAACAAUUUGUGAAAAAAUACUUUGUUGUAUGACUAGUGAAUGGGCAAAAAAUCAAAUAACAACAGCUAUUCAUGAUGGAAAUGAAAUGAUUUCAAGAAAUCUUUGUCGAUUGAUGACAACAUUUGGGGAUAAUUUCUCGGAUUAUAUUGCAAUUCAUUUUUUGAGACAAGAUAUAAUUAUUUAUCUUGAAAUGAUGAUUAUGUUUAUAGGAUUCCCAGGUUACUUCGUAAUUCCAGUAAAUGAUGAAAAUGUUAGUGGUUCGAAGAUGGUUUCACUUGAAGAAGCUCAAAAAAUACGUGAAGCUUCAAUCAUAGUUUUUCAAAGAUUGAUGGAAGUAGUACGAACUAAAGUUCAAUAUCCUCCCGAUGAUGAAUGGGUAGAAUGGGCUAAAGAUGUUAAAGAACGAUUUAAAAUUUAUAGAAGGGAUGUGGGAGAUACUGUUCUAUAUGCAUAUUACGUAUUACGGAAUCAAAUGUUUGCAUAUUUAGUGGAAUUAGCCAUUAUGCAAUUAUCAAUGCCUGGAAGAGAUCCAAGUCAAUGGCAGGAUUUAGAAUCAACCUUAUUUUUCUUAAAAUCAAUAUCUGAAGCUGUUGAUAAUAAAGAAAAUACUUAUUUACCUCGUUUAUUUGGAUCGGAAGUAUAUGGAAUGUUGCCCGUUCAAGGAAAUAGUCGCCUAAGAAACACUGCUUUAUCUCUUAUUGGUUGUUACGCAGAGUGGCUUAAACGACAUCCAGAGUACAUUUUUUCUGCCCUUAAUUAUCUUGUUUCAGGAUUAAGUGAUCCCGAAACUUCUUCAUUUUCAGCUUUGUCAUUUAAGGAAGUGUGUGAUACUUGUCGAGAAUCUCUUGUAAAUGAAAUAGAUAGUCUCAUUAACAUGUAUAUGGUAGUUGGUCCUCAUAUUCAAACUAGAGAAAAGCAAAGAGUUAUUGAGUCAAUAGCGGAUGUAAUUCAAGCCUUACCUCCUGAAAAAAAGAUGGAACCAUUAUUGAUUAUUUCAAAUAGUUUUAUCGGAAAUUUACGUGAAGCUAUAAUUCAUGGCAAGCAGAAUCCAUCUCCAUACAAGGAAACCAUAAUUAUUCAUUUAGAAUAUCUUACAUGUUGUGGUCGUGAAAUUACUGGUAACAUUGCUGAAAUAUGGUGUCAUGAGAAUGAAGUGAUGGAGUGUUUAUGUAAAUUUCUGAAUACUGGAAUUCGCGUUACGGAAAAUCUACUUUCUAUACCUUUCGAAGUGAUCAUUUCUUUGGUACAAAUUUCUUAUCGAAGGAAUCCAUUUUCUUGUUGGUUAGAUACUUCUGCUCAAGUGGUAACAGUUUAUGGACCAAAUAGUAGACAUGGUCCUGCAUUAAGAAAUAUGUUGGCUGAAAUUACUACGAUAACUAUACAGCAAUAUGUGAGAAAUCAACAGGAAUUAUUUAACAACAUAAUGACAUUUUCAGUGGUGGGUUUGAGUUUACAAGAAAGGCUGGCUCUAAAAUCUGCAAUCACUUUCAUGGGAGAAUUUGUUGGUCAGCAUUAUGAAGACGAACAAUUAUCGAAAGGAAUUGAAAAUAUUAUAAUGACUUAUGGAAUGGAAAUAAUGAGGGAAUUAAUUUCAGGGAUCGGUGGGAAACUUCCAAGGUCAUUUGUUGUUUCAUUGUCUCUUGUAUUACAUAAAAUUACUAGUCGUUACGUCGAAGCAAGUAAAGAAUGGCUCAGUGUAUUGUUGAAUCAACAACAUUUUGCGAAAUCCAUAUUAGGUACGCGAAGUAUACAAAAAUAUAAAGAAAUAGUUACUAAUUUUUCAAUUAAAUGUCGAGCUUUAGGAGAUACAGCAUACGGAUAUGCUUGA